ACUUUGGAGUGACAAAAGAUCCAAGGUCGUUCUCAACUAUUCGUUCGUUUGCUUAUUUUGGUGCGAUUCGUUUGCACACUGCAGAAAUAUAAGGGGACCGGAAAAAGGGGUAGCUACUGUCAAAACCUGUUCAUUCUUUAAUUUACCGGUGGGGAAUGUACAUGUGGGUCAAUGACAUGACGUGCAAAUUUCUGUGUCCGAGUGCAUUAUUUCCUUGUAAAAUAAUUAGAUAAAUUCAUGACAUAUAUCACGUCCUUCUAUAAAACAUAUUUAGUCUGAAUACAUAUUGAGUACAUUCAAAUAAUUUUAUUUUUUUCAUGUUUUGGCAUCUCAAACCCCCAAAAUAUCAGGUGGCGCAACUGUCCGAGCAAAGGUACAGACUAAGAAAACUAUUAAAAAUUGUAUUUUAAUGAUAAUAAUUUCAAAAUAAAAUGCUAUGGCAUGAUUUUAUGUUUGAAACCUUUCAAAUAAACCAAUUUUACAUGUACCAAAAGCUAUUGAGAUAAUUGGAAAACUUUUGUCCGUCAUUUGUAUGUUCUCAAAUGUCAGGGUGGCACAACCGUCAAUAUGGGGCUUUUAUUAUGAAAUGAAGAGGUAAUAACAGUAAACAGGAUAUUGCAUCAUCAAGAGGACCCCAAGUGACAGUUAUACCUGAGUGAAAAGGCCCUGACAGAUGAAGGGGGUGCAGAGGGUGGAUGUGGGGACAUUGCUGCAGGUCACCCAGGCUCUGGAGGCAGUGCUGGGCCCCUGCUUCGGGCCCUCCGGGGGGCAGGUCCUCUUCACCCGCGACACCGGAGACGUCCUGAUCACCAGGGACGGCCAGCAUAUCCUGAGCUCCCUCCGGCUCGACCAUCCCAUCGCCAGAGUCCUGGUGGAGUGUGUAUCAGCACACUGUGACAUCACAGGCGAUGGGGCCAAGUCCUUCCUUCUCCUGCUGGGGGCGCUGCUGCGGGGUAUCCAUGGCGACUGUCUCCGGGGCGUCCAGGUCGGCCGCACGGCGCGUGCUCUGCUCUCCUUCCAGAUGCUGGUCCUGGAUGAUGUGAUCGGGCGGAGCCUCGUCCCGCACGCUCCGCCCCUCCUCCUCCACAGCCCCACCCACCUGCGGGCGCUGACCGACGCCUACUUCCGGGGGAAGACGGCGAGCUGCCACUGGGCGGUGCUGAGCCGGACGGCUUGCGAGUUCCACCAGCGCUGGCGCUGUGGGCCGGACGGGGCGGGCCUGGCCCUGCUCUCCCGCCACCUGCCGGCUCUCCUCACGGCCGUGCCGGGCCUGCCCGUCACCCGGUCCCGCGUCCUCCGGGGCCUGCUCAUCCACCGGGAUUUUGCGGUGCUCUGCCCCGCUGCUGGUGCCGGCCCGCUCAGAGCACUGGCCGUAAGUGAGCCUCUGCAGGCCCCUCUGGCGCCCCCUGGCGUCACGCUGGGCCUGGCGAGCACGGCGCAGGUGCGGAGGUGCCUGGAGGCCGGGGCCCAGGUGGCGGACAGGGCCAUGGCCUCCCUGCGCAGGCUGGGGGUGGGGCUGCUCCUCUCCGGGGCGAAGCAGUCGGAGCCGGCGCUGGCCCUGGCGCAGCGGGAGGGUGUGUCCGUGCUGGAGUGCGUGGACCCUGACGAGCUGGCGCUCUUCUGCCACCUGGCGGGGGCCCAGCUCUUCGCCGGCCGUGACUGGAGUCUGCUUGGGGAGGAGCACGUCGCCACGGUGACGUUCUGCAAGCCCGUGGUGCUGGGCCCCGACAGGUUGGCCCAUGUGGGUUUCCCUGAGGGGCGGGGCUUGGUGCCGCACAGCCUGGUUCUGUGCGGGCCCAGUCCCGGCCUGGCGGGGCAGUGCACAACGGCCUUCCACGGACUGUUCCGGAUGCUGCAGCGUGUAUUCGAGCCCGUCCAAUCACCUCACUCGCAGGGCCCUGUCCAAUCACCUCACACGCAGGGCCCAGUCCAAUCACCUCACACGCAGGGCCCUGUCCAAUCACCUCACACGCAGGGCCCAGUCCAAUCACCUCACACGCAGGGCCCAGUCCAAUCACCUCACUCGCAGGGCCCCGUCCAAUCACCUCACUCGCAGGGCCCCGUCCAAUCACCUCACUCCCAGGGCCCCGUCCAAUCACCUCACUCCCAGGGUCCCAGCAUCAGCGACAAUGCCCAUCUGAGCACUGACGGCACAGAGACUAGAGGGCCACCGGAUAGGGGUGAGGGGCCACAGGCCCUCAUUAGGGCCCCAAGCAGGGGUGAGGGGCCUCUGUGUGCAGGUCAAAGCCAAAAUCCUUUGAUCACAGAGCCGAAAGCAGAACCCGAACUUCAAACUGUGGACUGGGUCCAAAAUGGCAAGGCACCAGGGGGGCAGCCAGGUGUCCAUUUUGGGAAUGGGAAGGAAGAAGCAUGGGGGAGCUGUGCCCUGGAAGCAGGCGCUGCCUCCUCAGGUGUUCUCAUAGCGGCAGGCAGCGUGCUGCCGGCAGGGGGGGCGUUUGAGUUCCUGCUUCACCACCACCUCCUGCAGCGGGCCUCCCAGUGUCCCUGCCCCGACCUACGUGCCGCUUGCAGGCUGGUGGCGGGGGCCGUACUGAGCCUGCCCAGGCGGUUGUACCCGGGCCGCCGCUUCCUGGAGGCCCAGGUGCACUUCUUGGGGCCCUCAGGGGCCGUAACCCCCGGCCAGGCGACUCGGGGGCUGGAGUCCCUGGCCUGUAAAUACCAGCUCCUCCUCUCCGUACUGCACACGCUCACAAGCCUGCUGUCCAUCGACCUUAUCCUGCACGCCCACGUCAGCAGCCAGGAGGAACCUAGCGAGGAAGAGGAUGAGGGCGAAGAAGGGCAUGGGGAUUGAACUGGAAGUCCUGACAAUCGUGGUCUUCAUUGGGUGUGAAUGGCUGAUUUGUUUAAGAUGGGCUGCACGGAUGGUGCAGUGGGUAGCACUGCCGCCUCACAGCAAGGAGGUCCUGGGUUCGAAUCCCGGUCGGCCACGGCCUCUCUGUGCGGAGUUCGCAUGUUCUCACUGUGUCUGCAUGGGUUUCCUCCCACAGUCCAAAGACAUGCAAGGUAGGCUGAUUGGAGAGUCUAAAUUGCCUGUGUGUGUGAGUGAAUGGUGUGUGUGCUCUCCGAUGGACUGGCAACCUGUCCAGGGUGUAUUCCUGCCUUUCGCCCAAAGUGUGCUGGGAUAGGCUCCAGCCCCCCUGCGACCCUGUUCAGGAUAAGCGGGUUCAGAUAAUGGAUAGAUGGAUGGAUGGAUGAUAUGUUUAAGGAUUUAUCCAUGGUGCAGGUCCAAUGUGAUGGUAUAUUUUUACCUAAAUAUGUGAAAUGUAUCUACAUUAGGGGAACAGUGUAGUACUAUAUUCAUCCCCUUCACGCAAGCCCCCUAGUGGCCAUGGUGCCAGCGGCCUGAGCCUGCUCAACUCAGACAUUCAGUGCUCUGGCGACCAAACCAAAAAUGUGGGGAAGCAAAAAAUAAUAACCAGUUUCAUUUUAAACAAAGACAUGUAAAUGAUGCACCUACUGCCCAGUCUCACCUAUCUGGGAACAUGAACUCAAGGAUAAAUAUAAACAUUUCACAGCCUCAAAUUUGUAUUUCAUCAUACUGUAGCAGGAAGAUGAAGCCAAAAAUAGCCUGAAUGUAUUCCAUUACAGUAGUGAAAAAAACUGUUCACUGACUUGUGAAAUAAACCAGGGGAAUUCUUGUGCAAUUAUACCAUGUUCUUCUAUUAAUAUCUGCUACUAAAUCUGGAAUAAAUAUAUGAUCUUACUAUUGGUUUUACUAGAUGUCCCUUUGUAGAUGCAGUGGGCAUUUUUUGCCAAGGAGUUUUAGUAAUUUUAGGAGUUUUCUUUUUGUAAAAUGUUCUUUUCAUGCCAACUUUGCAUUGCUAAAGUCAAUUAUAUCCAUCCUGACAUGGAUUUGGGGGAGUGAAUUAGAAGCAGAUAAGGAAGUAUGAACUCAAGGAUAAUGCGAGCAUGGUGAAUAUCCAAAAACAUUUUUACUUUAUUACACCUACUUAUUAAUGUGAUUAUCUAAUCAGCAAAUUGUGUGGCAAUAGUGCAAUGCAUACAAUGAUGUUGAUACGGGAGGAGCUUCAGUUAAUGUACACAUGAACGAUCAGAAUGGGAGAAAAAAAAUUUGAUCUCAAUGACUGACCGUGGAAUGUUGGUGGCAGACAGGGUGGUUUGAGUAUCUCAGAAACUGCUGAUGAUCUGGGAUUUUCACUCACACUAGUCUAGUUUUCAAAGAAUGGUGCAAAGAAUUCAGUGAGUAGCAGCAAGCAUUUUGAUGCUUUAUAAUGAAUAAUGAACAAACUUAUCACCCCCAGCUUUUGCACACUUGUGGUCAAGGAGUUUAUGAUUCAGAAGAUUACAUUUUCUCAUUAUUUCAUUGCAAAAUAAAGGAGAACAAUUGAAUUAGCAUUUUCUCCUACUUUGUUUACAAUGGCUUGCUUUUCUUCCAAAGACAGCUCUCUGGUCUUCACCUUUAUAUUCAUGAUCACAAGCCAUGAUUCAGAACAUGGCCUCUCUGAAACUCGCAUGAUCCAACAUGACUGUAGAGUAAAGCAAACCGCCACCCAGUCAGAUUGGCUAUUGCAGGUUGCCGUUCAAGGUUCCAUUGUUGUUCCCCUCACAUUACAUGAUUUUGUUGUAAUAUCAAAUAUGUUUCAUAUUUGUGAUUUGGAGGUGACCUAAUCUGUAAUCCCAAAUAAUGUUGGGACUCCAAUGUUGCACAUUCAGGCUCAUUUGUAUUUGCUAUUUUACAGAUUGAGAUCAUACUUUUUUUGAUUUCUGUAAUUUUGCAAUGUUUCUUGCUACUCCUGCGAAAUGGUCAAGUGUGAGACAUGCCCAUGACAGGUCACACAACCAAUCUCAAAAAAGAUUAUAAAUUGAAAUAAACCAUUGUGUUUGUGUC
Messenger RNA from Conger conger (European conger), 4870 nucleotides. It is a transcript of the gene bbs10, whose product is annotated as Bardet-Biedl syndrome 10. Gene Ontology annotation, biological process: chaperone-mediated protein complex assembly. The record is from RefSeq and is a predicted model, not a curated record. Bases 674 to 2812 code for a protein of 712 amino acids. Gene Ontology annotation, molecular function: ATP binding. NCBI's taxonomy places the organism in Eukaryota, Metazoa, Chordata, Actinopteri, Anguilliformes, Congridae. The transcript is spliced from 3 exons.